AUUUUGUGGGUCCAAGUAGCCCAAGAGUUUACCUGACAGUUAAAUGUAAAAACUUAACCUAUCACUUUCAAAAACAAAGACCUACCUUAAAUUAAACCGCUAAAAUGGAAUUAAAUAAGAAUUUAGUUAGAGUACAAGCUACACUAAUGAUGUGUGCUAAGGAAAUGGGAGAUUUUACAAGAAUAAAUUAUGUUGGAGGGAAUGAGGGGCAUAUUCUGAAGCUCACCAGCCAGAUGGCAAAUUGUCUGGCUCGAAGCCAUUUAUUGGAAUUACCAGAUAAGCCAUCGACAAACCACACAAGCGAGCUUAAUGAGGUGGUGUUUUUCUUGGCUUUGAACACCAAGUUUAACAGACAGUUGCCCCAGCUUGAGCAGCAGUACCGACACCUAAUUAACAUAAUACCGCAGAUCUCCAAGUGUGUUCUAGCUAAUAUUUGUUUCGGCAUUAACCUGGUGUCGCACUACGGUUAUGUGAUUGAAAACUUGCCCUUAGAAGUCACUGAGGAGCUUCUGGAUCAGACAAUUGAUUGCUUGAAGAAAGGCCAGUUGUAUGAUAAUCUUCAUAACGCGUUCGUCAUCUUGAAGAGCACAGUCAACAAGGUUUCCGCGCUUACAUCUACAACUGAAAUGUCUGAAGAUGUGCUAAGAGCCGCCAGCAUAAUUCUACAGAAUGUCACCUUUAUCACCACAGAGGAAAUCGAAUAUAGAAAUACCCGAAAGGUGUACCAUCACAUGGGUUUCAUCGUGCUUCGUCUGCUAGACUUGAUGUUGCAUGUAGACCCAUCCAAAGACGUAGUUGCAAAAUUCAUCCCAGGUCUUGUAUCGACAACAUGCGGCCUUCUGAAAUGCGUUACAAUUGAUGUAUACUGCUCAUGGGUAGAGAUUAACGAAGGCGACGAAGUCCUGCAGGCGGUCAUAUCAGGCAAGGCCUAUGUAGUAUUGGAAAAGUACCAGAAGAACAAAAUGGCCUCGGAACUCGUAAGCAUGCUUGGCACCAUCGCUCGCAAACCAAAGACAAUUGCCCAGCGAAUAAUGGAAGCGGAUACUGCCAGGAAAAUUUGCAUGGUAGAUGAAAACGACCAACACCAAAUGUCCUGGUUUAGGGCCUUGUGUCUCGACCCGUUCUCUGAUGCAAAAGCUACUGCUUGCAUUGAAAAAUGGUGGAAAUUGUGCGAUGAAAGCGCUGUAGAUAAGUUACUGAGCGCUCCGACGCAACAAGCUAACCAACACAAGCAACUGAUUUUAAAAUGCGCUUCCAACUUGGGGGUUGAUGAACUGUGCAGGGUAGUAACCAUACAUUUCAACAAGAAAAAAACCCAGUGGUCUGAAGACAUAACGGAUCAGUUGGUUGUUUAUUUCAACCAAGUUCACCGGGAUAUGAACGCAGACGAACUAAAACAGAUUCUGUUGCUGUUUCUUCAGAACCCACAUAUUGCAAUCCAACAGCUCUACAUAAAUGCGUUCAAAAGGAGCGAUGAGCUAGUGCAGGUUUUCAAACUGUUCAAAGAUGUUUCAGAUGUUGAAAACAUCAGCCGAAAGUUGCUGAAGGAAUUAUUUGAAGAGCAUCCGCCAUCCUGUCAGAAUAUGCAAAACUAUAUUCAACUCUUGUCCAGCAUGAUCAAUUGCCAGUAUCACACCUGGGAUUUUAUCGUCACCGAAGUAAUCCUUACCAGGCUGGUGUUUUAUAAGAAGAAUGACCAACUGGAGGAGUUCAAAUGCUGCCUGCAAAUGCUUAAGCAUUUUCGUGAUUUAGACUGCCAACUAUCGAAAGAAGUUGAACUGUAUGAGUACAUUCUGAUCUGCUCAUCAAAGAACCGAUGUGCCUCUUUUAUUAACUUUGAUCAGAUUAGACAAGAAAUUGCCGGUCAUUGCGUGGACUAUAUGCUGCAUAAAUGUGAAAAAUUUCGAACACUAGAGGCCAAAAAGGAAAGCUUUCCUACUUUAGCUGAGAAUUGCGCUGAUCUAUGGACAGAAUACUACAGGAAAUCCUUUUGGGAAACCAAGAAAAGCAGUUUAUUGGACACAAUACUUCCAGGCCUUGAUUUCACAAACUACAGAGAAAGCACCGUGGAUCAGAACUUCACCAGUUUACUCAAGACUCUGCCACGUUGCACCCCGUCCGAAUGGAAGCAGCUUUUAGAAGAACUUGCAGAGAAAUUCAGCGCUAAAACUACGCUGAAUGUGCUAACGGACAUAAUGUGUUUGUUGUGCGAUUUCGCCGAUAAUCAUUCGAAAGUGGACAGCCCAAACUCCACGCCUUUGCAAGCCAUUCAAUUCUGCCUGCAAAACUACGGAGCAUUCACGGCAUCUGCACCGGACAACAUUUCCGACCAACUGGAAGUCAUCAAUGAUAUUUGCCGAGUGUUGAGGCACAUUCCGGGCUAUUUAACAGCAACCGAAGGCAUGUGCUUAAUAAACGCUCUUCCAGAGAAACCACUACAGUUUCUAGCGGCUGAUGAGCAGUUUAUUAACCAAAUUAUACUCAUCAGUGAUAAAGAGCUCAGACAAGCCUUGGCGCAAAAGGUAUUAGCCAGCUCCCAACGAAACGAAUAAAGUUCUUUCCUACUCUCUUUGCGCAAAAAUCUACUUCGUUGGAGCUGAAUUGUAUUUAUUUAAAAUCUUCCGUCUGGUAGACGGCAAUUAAACCUAAAUGAACGCAA
Dendroctonus ponderosae (mountain pine beetle) is the source of this 2659-nucleotide messenger RNA. RefSeq lists its product as uncharacterized. The transcript is spliced from 9 exons. The record is from RefSeq and is a predicted model, not a curated record. NCBI's taxonomy places the organism in Eukaryota, Metazoa, Arthropoda, Insecta, Coleoptera, Curculionidae. The coding region runs from base 105 to 2552 and encodes 815 amino acids.